This is a messenger RNA of Aspergillus terreus NIH2624, 864 nucleotides long. RefSeq lists its product as uncharacterized. The transcript is spliced from 2 exons. The coding region runs from base 1 to 864 and encodes 287 amino acids. Lineage: Eukaryota; Fungi; Ascomycota; Eurotiomycetes; Eurotiales; Aspergillaceae. Gene Ontology annotation, cellular component: peroxisomal membrane. Gene Ontology annotation, biological process: peroxisome fission. The record is from RefSeq and is a predicted model, not a curated record.
AUGCCCGACACCACAGACAAACCGGCCAGCCCCGCGGACCACGCAUCGUCCGCGGACGUUGCGCGACGCAAGCUGCUGACCGCGCUGAAGACCACCGAUGUCACGAUCGAACGGCUAGACAAAUUGAUGUCCUCGGCCUACGGCCAGGAACGGGUCUUCGCCGUGACCGGGUACCUGUCGCACGCGCUGCACCAUCUCCUCGCCUCCGCCCCGAGCAUCGCCCUGCAAACCCGUCUGGGCCUUCUCGCCCGCCUACGCCACGCCAAAACACCAGCCGCAGCCAAACCCCCGCCAGCGACGUCCCGCCUGCUCGCCCUCUCCGCCCUCAUGUCCGAGACCCGCUACGCGCUGCGUCUGCUCGGCCUGGUGCCGCUGUGGACGUGGGGCUCGGCGACGCUGCGCAACCCGCCCAAGGACCGCGUGCUGUACGCGCUCACCAUGCUGCAGGUCGUCUCCAACAUGGCGUACCAGGCGCUCGAGAACGGCGGGUUCCUGGCCGCCAAGGGCGUCGUGUCGAAGAAGUUCAUCGACCGCUGGGGCGGCAUCGACAAAUGGUACUUGUGGAGCAUCCGCGCCUGGUUCGGCCACAUCUUCCUGCAGUUCUUUGUGCUGUGGCGGCAGUUUGUGCUGCGCCAGCGGGCGGCGGCGGCGACAGGGGAGAAGAGUGCGGCUGAGAAGGAGGCCGAGGUGAAGGCCGAGGUGCGGGCCUGGCGCAAGGCUCUUGUGAAUAAUGUCUGCUGGGCGCCGCUGUGUCUUCACUGGUGCUUUGAGAAGGGGAUUGGGUUCCCGGACAGUUUGUCCGGCGUGGUGAGCUUCAUGGCUGGUGCCUGGGGCGUGUAUGAUUUGUGGGCUGCGACGGCGUAG